UCCAAAAUAGGAAAACCCUCCAUUGCUCUCCAGUGUCAGACAACACACCAAACAUUUCAAAAUGGCUGCUCUCAUCACAGAGAACUUCAAGUUUGUCUCGCUCUUCUUCAAGAGCAAGGAUGUAAUGAUCUUCAAUGGCCUGAUAGCCCUGGGCACGGUGGCCAGUCAGACCAUGUACAACAUAUUUGCCUUCGACUGCCCGUGCUCCUCCGGGCGGAACUAUCUCUAUGGCCUGGCAGCCAUCGGGGUGCCCGCUCUGGCAUUCUACCUCGUUGGCAUCAUGCUGAAUAAGAGUACCUGGGAUCUGGUGUCUGAGUGCCGCCUCAGGAGGUGCCGGAAACUAUCGGGGGCUGCUGCCUUCGCCGUCCUGGGCACUAUCAUUGGCAGAGCGGCCGUGGCUCCCGUGACGUGGGCUGUCAUCUCACUGUUACGUGGGGAGGCCUAUGUCUGUGCCCUCAGUGAGUUUGUGGACCCUUCAACCUUGGAGGGUUUUCCCUCUGGACAGGGGUUAGAGGUCAUGGCCAGGUUUCCCUGUAAGGCCACGGUCCCACAGGAGAUGCAGGGAUUUUGGGCGGAGAUUGAACGCCGGCUGAAGUAUGAGUCUCAGCUGCUAGGGUGGCUGAUGGUGGCGGGGAUGGCAGUGGUUCUGUUCCUCCUGCUGUGCAUGAAGCGCUGCUGCUCUCCCCUGGGCUACCAACAGGAGGCGUACUGGUCCCAGUUCCGCUCCAACGAGCACGACCUCUUCCAGCGCACGGCCGACGUGCACUCCCGUAUCCUGGCUGUUGAGAGUGUGAAGAGCUACUUUGGCUUCGUGGCCCUGGAAAAAGAGGAGAAACAGCAGCUGGAGGAGCACCAGAGUGCCAGCCCCAUCUCUAGUACAGAGUGGAACCGGAUCACUGGAAUCUGCUUGUACAGAGAGAAAAAGGGAUUGCCCCUCUAUAGCCGCCUCAACAAGUGGGCUCAAUACAGUGUGGAGAACAACAUAGACGCCAUGGAGAAAGAGAUGGACACUCUGAGCUGACUGGCACUGGACACCCCAGUGUUCUUCAGCCAUGAUCCUGGGAACCCACUGGGAGUGCAGGCUUUUGUUCCAGCCCAGCACUGACACAUUCAACUAAUUAACUUAAUA
Molecule: messenger RNA, 1129 nt
Organism: Salvelinus namaycush (lake trout)
Lineage: Eukaryota; Metazoa; Chordata; Actinopteri; Salmoniformes; Salmonidae
Gene: calhm2.1
Product: calcium homeostasis modulator family member 2, tandem duplicate 1
Exons: 2
Coding region: 62-1021 (319 amino acids)
Molecular function (GO): monoatomic cation channel activity
Source: RefSeq, a predicted model, not a curated record